AUGAAUCGCCUACCACGAGAACUCAUCGAUGCGAUACUUCAGCAAUGCAUCGAAUAUGGCCCCAAGAAUGCGGUCCUCGAUCUUCGGCUCGUUUGCCGCGUCUUUGACCAGAUUCUUAAGCCGUUCGCAUGCCGUACUCUGGACCUGGAAUUCUCGCGCCUGAGCAAGACGAGCGGUAUAGAACACCCACAAAUAGACGCACUCCAGACGAUAGGAUAUCAUUGCAAGAGCCUGUACAUUGACCUGAUGGUUCUGAGAGAUGACCUGGAAGUCGAGUUCCUUGAUACCGUAUUUGCAAGAGUCCCGUCCAUGGCUGACUUUUGUCAAACACUACACAAAAAGUACUGCAUGAAUGAAGCAUCUUUCACGGAGACAGAUUACUAUCAGAAGGUCGAGGAGAUGUUAUUCUACUGCCGUGACGUUGACCGCCUACGACUCAACCUCCCCUUCCAGCUCGUCGGCCGCCAUUGCAACGCCGCCACAAUGAUCCUGGCCAACACACUGAAAGCCUUUGCGCAGCGACCCGAGGAAGACUCAGCGAAGCUCAAUACACUCGUCGUAGAGAAUGUGACCGAUGUAGCCAUACGCCACCUCUGGAUGAAUCCGAUCGAUGUAAUGAACAUCAUGAAAGUUUUGGAAGUGUUGGAACACCUCGUCUUGACGUUACGGCGACACGAGAACGAGCCCAUGACCGUGGGACUAUUCGGAUCAUGCCUUUGGAACCUCGUUGAGAACGCGGGAGAGCUCAAGAGUCUGUGCUUGGUAGGGAUGGACCACGAUGACCGCCCACCACGAGGGCUGAAACAGACGAAAUUCUGGCAGAUGCCUGUUGACGAGUGGCGUGCCAAGUCAUUACCGGCGCCUAGCAUCAUACAUUCCAAUCUCACAUGCUUGGAGCUCAAACGGAUCGAGCUGUGCCCAGAGGUAUUUGUCCGUACGGCGGAGAAUUUUGGAAACACACUUCGAGAGCUUUAUUUGAACGAAGUAUAUCUCAAGGUCGAGCAAUCGCGCGACUGGAACGAGGAUUCUAAGAAAAUCCUUUGGGUUGGUAUGCCCAACCAACGUCCAGGGGAUGACUGCCAUUGGAUUGCUAUGGCGCUGAGAUGUGCAACACCACAUCUGGGAAUCUGCCGAGCAUCUUUCCUGGCCUACGAUCACUACAUGCUCGAGGAUAUGCCCACACAGCCAGAGUUUGACCUCAUUGACCCCUGUGGUCUUGGUCGAAGCAUCUCUCAGCGCUUCGUUGAAGUGGUCAUGGGAAUCCGCCAACCUACGGCUCUUACUAAAGAUGCAGUUGAAUACCUUCCUGCGGACGCUCUGUUCGACGGUCUUCUGAACAAUCUGCUCCCACGGAAUCGUGCACUGGGGGUGGUUGAAUACGAUACUAAUGCGUAUCAGACGGCUGUCGCCAAUUCCACGUCAGAGUGGCAACGCAGCAUCGAUGGCGUGUUCCCAAAUUGCAACUCCAACACUCUUGAUGAGUUACAUUUUAUCGCCGAGACGGCAUGCGAAGGCAUGAGCGAGAUACAUCGGCGUCGCAAUGAGUGGUCUGCUGAGAAUAGUAUGGCAAACGAGUUUACGGAAAACUUGUUUAAUAUCCCACCUUCUGACGACGAACAUAUUUAA
Molecule: messenger RNA, 1626 nt
Organism: Fusarium mangiferae
Lineage: Eukaryota; Fungi; Ascomycota; Sordariomycetes; Hypocreales; Nectriaceae
Exons: 2
Coding region: 1-1626 (541 amino acids)
Source: RefSeq, a predicted model, not a curated record